Messenger RNA from Juglans microcarpa x Juglans regia, 1486 nucleotides. RefSeq names its product probable protein disulfide-isomerase A6. Gene Ontology annotation, molecular function: protein disulfide isomerase activity. Gene Ontology annotation, cellular component: endoplasmic reticulum. Gene Ontology annotation, biological process: protein folding. The record is from RefSeq and is a predicted model, not a curated record. Bases 126 to 1211 code for a protein of 361 amino acids. The transcript has 11 exons. Lineage: Eukaryota; Viridiplantae; Streptophyta; Magnoliopsida; Fagales; Juglandaceae.
UUAUCCGCUGGACACACCUGCUCCAACUCCAUCGGAGCAGAUACAUAUACACAUUUCUCCAUUGUUCAGUUCCCAAUUCUUGUAGCUUUUGCUUUCGGAGCGAAGGUACAAAAGGAGAGUGCGAAAUGGAAAAGCUUCUUCAGAUCUGGUUAGUCUUCGUAACCUUGGCUUUGUUGGCUGUAUCGGCACUAGCAGACGACGAUGUCGUCGUUGUCCUAACCGAAGAAAACUUCGACAAAGAGGUUGGUCAGGAAAGAGGAGCUCUCGUCGAAUUCUACGCUCCUUGGUGUGGUCACUGUAAAAAGCUUGCUCCAGAGUAUGAGAGACUUGCCACAAGCUUUAAAAAGGCCAAGUCGGUUUUGAUUGCAAAGGUUGACUGUGAUGACCAAAAGAACUUGUGCAGCAAAUAUGGGGUUUCCGGAUAUCCAACAAUUAAGUGGUUCCCUAAGGGAUCUUUGGAACCCAAGAAGUAUGAAGGACCGCGAACUGCAGAAGCCCUUACUGAGUUUGUGAAUACCGAAGGAGGGACCAAUGUGAAAAUAGCUUCAGUUCCAUCUGAUGUAGUGGUGCUCACAGCUGAUAAUUUUGGUGAGGUUGUGUUGGAUGAAACCAAAGAUGUUUUGGUCGAGUUCUAUGCACCUUGGUGUGGUCAUUGCAAGAACCUUGCUCCAACCUAUGAAAAGGUGGCCACAGCAUUCAAAUUUGAGGAUGAUGUAGUGAUUGCUAAUCUUGACGCGGACAAGUACAAGGAUCUAGCUGAAAAGUAUGAUGUAAGUGGGUUUCCUACAUUGAAAUUCUUCCCAAAGAGUAACAAAGCUGGUGAAGAAUAUGAUGGUGGCCGAGAUUUAGCUGACUUUGUCACUUUCAUCAAUGAAAAGUGUGGAACCAGUCGUGAUGGUAAAGGACAGCUCACUUCAAAGGCUGGUAUAAUUUCAAGUUUGGAAGCCUUGGUGAAGGAGUUUGUUACUGCUAGUAAUGAAGAGAAGAAGGCUGUCUUCUCUAGGAUAGAAGAGGAAGUUGAGAAACUCACGGGUUUCAGUGCAAGGUAUGGAAGGAUUUACUUGAAAGCUGCCAGAAGUUGUAUGGAUAAAGGUGCUGAUUAUGCUAAGAAUGAAAUCCAGCGACUCCAGCGCUUGCUUGAGAAGUCAAUCAGCCCAGCCAAGGCAGACGAGUUCACCCUGAAGAAAAAUAUCCUAUCAGCAUUCGCUUGAUUGUGAUCUCCGGUAACCUAGCCUAGUCUAGAACUCAUCUUGCAUACUGGGAGGUGUUUAUUAAAUGGUUUUCCUGCCAUUACGAUUGACACCCAUCUGAUCUUUACUUGAAUUUGACUCGAGCUGGGCAUCUCAGCGGUUACAAUUGUAGGCCUUGAUGGUAAUCGGUCACCCAUGCUAUAUCAGAGAAUUGUUUUGAGAUCCAAUUUUAGCUAAUUGCUCAAAAGAGUUUUGUAUUUUGAAUUCUGGAUAAUAAAACUUAAUUUUGGGUUGAA